Messenger RNA from Schistosoma intercalatum, 2709 nucleotides. The record is from the annotation of a GenBank genome assembly. NCBI's taxonomy places the organism in Eukaryota, Metazoa, Platyhelminthes, Trematoda, Strigeidida, Schistosomatidae.
AUUCAAAUUAGGAUCAAACUAAAAUGAUGUCAAUCCAUUUGUUAUAACUCAGUGUCACUUAAUGGGUAUAUUAGUAGUUGACGUUCUUAUACUGGACUACAGUUUUUGUUGUACUUUGCGGUGGCCUGUUGAUUUUUGUUCCAUAGCGCGUAUUUCGUCCUACUGUAGGUGAUUGUACUGAAAGGUUCGUUAUGGGUUUUUUCGGAAUCGUAUCAUUUGGAUAAUUAUCAAGCAUAUGGUUAUAGAUAAGUAGUUGAGUCCAUCCGCCUGUUUUUUUAAUAUUCCCUGAACUAUGCUAUUCACGAAAAAAUUGUCAAUGCGCAAAUUGUUUUUCUUGGGAUUGUAUUUUGUGUUCCUUGUAACGAAAAUUGCUUCACGUUACUUUCACGUAGCUAGUUCAAGCGCUCCGAAUUAUGACGAGCAUCCAUUAUAUCCAACUUUUGAUCAUUCAGUUGACCGAAAUGACCAAAGAGGUUCUUGGAUGAACAGAAAGUUGAUGGGGAUACAAGUUGUGCGUCCACACCCAUCGUUAAACUGUACGCCUCUAGCAAUCGAAAAUUUCCCACGGGACAUUUUUACACAGUCCCAAAGGCAAUAUGGAGCUGUUAUAAUCCAUCUGGUUGUCUCAAUUUAUAUGUUCGUUGGUCUAGCACUACUUUGUGAUGACUACUUCAUUCCUUGUCUGGAGAGGAUUUGUGAAGUUCUACACCUCCAGCCUGAUGUUGCUGGAGCUACGUUUAUGGCUGCUGGAAGUUCUGCUCCCGAGUUGGCAACUACCUUAGUUGGAGUAUUUAUUGCAAAAGAUGAUAUCGGUCUUGGAGCCGUUGUGGGUUCAGCUGACUUCAAUAUAAUGUUGGUUGUCAGUGUUAGUGCGCUCUUCGCAAAACAGGUGAUUUAUCUUAAUUGGUGGCCGUUGGUGCGUGAUUCCGCUGUUUAUCUAUUAUCUAUCAUACUCUUGGCAUUGGUUAUUUAUGACGAAUUAGUCUAUUGGUAUGAGUCAGGAAUAUUUAUUAUUGUCUAUGGAUUAUAUGUAUUAUUAAUGUACUAUAAUCCACGUAUUGAUGCAUUUUGGCGUAUUUGGUGUCGUGAACAUCCAACAUUCUGUCCACGUGCAAUACAUUCAGAUCAAGGAAUUCCUGAUCAAAUUCAACAACAUAGCGGUGCAUUUGGACAUUUUGAUAUUGACAAUAAAUCAUUACUGCCUAAUCCAAUUUGUCAUGAACCACCGAAUAUUAAAACAGGCUAUAAACGUUUUGAAGGGGAUGAAGAUAAUUUUCCCUCAGAAAAACCAGACUAUACAACAGAGAAAUUUGAAAUUAUUGGUAGCGGUUUAGUCGACCAACAAUCACACCGUGAUACCAACACCACUAAAUUGGAUGAUGUUGAAACACAAGUUCGUUCAGGUGAUUCUAUUGAGUCAUGGUUUGACACUUGUUUUGCUCCGCUCAAAUUACCCGGUCGUGAAGGUGUACGCGGUAAAAUUCGUUAUGCAUUUUGUGCAUUUUUAUGGCCAUUACGCUGUGCUUUAUGCUUAACUGUACCAGAUGUACGUAAGACAAGAUGGCGACAAAUACCUGCUUCUCAUUGGCUAUCUUUCUUGAUGUGCUGUUUUUGGAUUGGUAUAUUUACCGUGAUUAUGAUGUGGAUGAUCACAGUAAUUGGUGUUACUCUUCAUAUACCGGAUACUGUAAUGGGAUUAACAUUUAUUGCAGCUGGUUCUAGUGUACCAGAUGCAAUCGCUUCAGUAAUUGUUGUUCGUGAAGGUGAAGGUGAUAUGGCCGUAUCAAAUGCAGUAGGUAGUAACGUAUUUGACAUAUUAAUUUGUAUGGGUUUACCAUGGUUAAUUAAAUCAAUCAUUUCUCAAGCGCCAAUUGUCAUCUAUUCUAGAGGUUUAUUAUAUUCAACAUUGACUUUAUUCACAACCGUUAUAUAUCUUCUAGUUGCAACACAUAUUAAUCGUUGGCGUUUAACUAAAAUUUAUGGUUAUGCAUUACUUAUUGGUUAUAUUAUUGUACUUGUAUUCUGUAGUUUAUAUGAAUUGAAUUAUUUUGGUACAGUCCAUUUACCAUCAUGUCCAUUAAAUGAAUGAAUAUGAACUAUUCUAUUCAUAUAUAUUCAUGCCAUAAUAUGAAAAUAGGAUUAUCUAUAUAGAUGAAAUUUCCUCAAUAAAUAUAAAGACGCUAUGUACUACUAUUAUCAUUAUUAGUAGUAGUACUUCACUGUUCUAUGAUUUGUUUGUCUUUUUUCCUCAUUUGUCUACUUUAUUACAAUAUAUUAGUAAUAGUCAAGAGUUAUCUCUAUUUUAUUCCGUAUUUUGUUGAAUGCUAAUCCUGUUAUUCACAAUUUAAAAAAACAUUUCAUAAUGCAUAAUCCAAACAUUUAUUAUUUGUAAAUCAAUCUUGUUAACCAUUUUUCUUUUAAUUCACUAAUCAUAUUUCUAUCCAAUAUUUUGUUGUCAACAGUCCUUCCCCCCUCCCGUUUUUUUCUAUUUCUCUCUCUCUCUCUCUCUAUGUGUGCUUUUUUGUGUUGGGCUAACUAGGGUCAUCAUUAUCAUCAUCAUAUUACUAUUAUUGAUUUUUCAGUUUUUAUUUCGAAGCAUUUUAAUUGGGAUUUUUAUUUCAUCAAAUGUUAUGGGUUGAAAUAUAUUUCCUUUCUACGGUAUAUAAUUUCUUUAUUUGUCAUUGGGACAAUACAAUAAUUAUUGCCCAU